AUGAGUCGCCAGUCCAGAUUAGACGCAGAGAAGUUGUCGAUCAUCAACAGCUCUAAGUCUAGAGGCAGAUCGGUGUCGCCUUCGCGGUCCACCAACAACUCGAGGUCGUCGUCAAUUCUGAACGAGGAGUUCAGCAAGGACCUCAAGUGGUCCAUCACAAACCACGACCCGCUGGAAAGACUCCGCACCAUCACCAAGACCAAGCACAACGACGACGACGAUGCCACUGAGUUGUGGGACAACGAAGUCAGCGAGGAAGAACACAUCUCCGACGACGACACCAACGAGAAGUUCCAGUACGACGACACCGGCAACAUCUUGCCCAACUACGCGUGCCGUGACGAGAAGAUCAAUGAGAUCUCCACCAUCUUGGAAAACUCCAACUUGACCGACCAGAGCACCAUCAAGAAGUUGGAGGAGUUGACCGCUAACGAACGCGCUUUUGCCGCCGCCAAGAACAUCGGCAGCGCCAUCGACAAGGACUCCUUGGACAAGUUGGCCAACGACAAGCACAAGCUCACCGGCCAGGAGGGCUUGGACUUAAGCAAGUCCGACCAGGACGUUCUCGCCAGAAAACAGAAGUUGGAGAACUACCAAGCAUACAGAAGAUUGAUCAUCGAAAAGAACCAAAACGCAUCUCAUAUCCCCUCCCCAGCAGACAAGUCCGACAAACCAGAAAAAUCGGACAAAAACGGAGAUGAAGUCGAGUCCGAUCCCGACUUCAUGAUCCCAUACACCUCCGCUGUGGAAGACAGAUUGGACAGCGAGUUCGCCUCUAUAUUGAACGAAACCAUCAGAGAAGGAGAAAUCGACUCCAACAGAAGUCAAUCCAGAGUCAUACAAACCAUCACUAGGGGUAACUUCUUUCAACUCAUUAACCCAAAAGUAAAGCCUAAGAUGUUCUUGGUUUGUAUGGACUUUUCUCCUGAGUCUAUUUUUGCAUUAGAAUGGUGUCUUGGUACGGUUUUGGUUGACGGCUCUGUGUUGUUCAUCAUUUAUGUCAUCGAGGAGAACGACAACCAUCAUUUGAAAACUCAUUCCGUAAAUGAAUCUAGUGCCGAGGCUUAUAGAUUAAACAUGCUUACUAAAGCCAAGCAACAGGUCCUCAAUUUACUCAAGUUGACCAAGCUUCAAAUCCAUAUUGUUAUUGAAAUUGUUCAUCAUCCUAUUCCAAGACACUUGAUCCUCGAAUUGAUUGACAACUUGAAGCCGACAUUGGUGGUUGUUGGUUCAAAGGGUCAAAGUGCGCUUAAGGGGGUAUUGUUGGGUUCUUUGUCCAAUUACUUGGUUACAAAAUCUUCAGUUCCCGUCAUGGUGGUUCGUGAAAAGUUGAAGAAGAUUAAUAGAUUCAAGUCUGGAUCCUCGGUCUUCUCAAACAACAUCAAACCUUUGACAUUAUCUGAGGCUAGAAUUGAUUAG
This is a messenger RNA of Suhomyces tanzawaensis NRRL Y-17324, 1419 nucleotides long. RefSeq names its product Imp2'p. Bases 1 to 1419 code for a protein of 472 amino acids. The record is from RefSeq and is a predicted model, not a curated record. NCBI's taxonomy places the organism in Eukaryota, Fungi, Ascomycota, Pichiomycetes, Serinales, Debaryomycetaceae. The transcript has a single exon.